Molecule: messenger RNA, 1902 nt
Organism: Aspergillus ibericus CBS 121593
Lineage: Eukaryota; Fungi; Ascomycota; Eurotiomycetes; Eurotiales; Aspergillaceae
Product: lysophospholipase family protein
Exons: 3
Coding region: 1-1902 (633 amino acids)
Biological process (GO): glycerophospholipid catabolic process
Cellular component (GO): cytosol; intracellular membrane-bounded organelle
Molecular function (GO): A2-type glycerophospholipase activity
Source: RefSeq, a predicted model, not a curated record
AUGGAGUUCCUAACAGCGGUGCUUGCUUUUGCAGGUCUGUUGUCAGGCAUAGAUAUCGGCGUCAACAGCGCACCCAAGACACACUUGACGCAGCGCGCGUUACCCAAUGCGCCUGAUGGUUACACCCCAUCUACGGUUACCUGUUCCGCAAGUCGUCCGACAGUGCGUAGUGCGACGACGCUCUCGUCGAACGAGUCGUCAUGGCUCGACACCCGGCGGAACAAGACCCUGUCGGCGAUGAGGGACUUUUUUGGACAUGUCAACAUCACAAACUUCGAUGCGGUUGAAUACCUCGACCGCGUUUCUAGCAACACGUCGAAUCUUCCUAAUAUCGGCAUUGCCUUCUCCGGUGGAGGGUAUCGGGCGCUGAUGAAUGGAGCUGGAGCUAUCAAGGCUUUCGAUAGCCGUACGGAGAAUUCCACCAACAGCGGCCAGUUGGGUGGGCUGUUGCAAUCGGCAACAUACCUGGCUGGCCUGAGCGGUGGGGGAUGGCUAGUGGGAUCCAUUUAUAUGAACAACUUCUCCACCGUCUCGUCGCUUCAGACCCCAGAGGAGGGGGGUGUUUGGCAGUUCCAGAACUCUAUCUUUGAAGGCCCCGAGGGAGAUAGCAUUCAGAUCGUGGACUCUGCAAACUACUACAAGGACAUCUAUGACGCCGUGUCUGGCAAGGAAGAUGCAGGGUAUAAGACGUCUAUUACGGAUUACUGGGGCCGUGCUCUUUCAUACCAGCUCAUCAACGCUUCUGCAGGCGGCAUCGACUACACCUGGUCAUCCAUUGCGCUGACCGACUCAUUCCAGCAGGCAGAUAUGCCGAUGCCUGUGCUGGUUGCAGAUGGUCGAUACCCCGAUGAGCUGCUGGUCAGCAGCAACGCCACGGUUUACGAGUUCAAUCCCUGGGAAUUUGGCACCUUUGACCCGACCGUGUACGGCUUCGUUCCCCUCCAGUAUCUGGGGUCCCGGUUUGUGGCAGGGUCUCUUCCGAGCAACGAGAGCUGCGUUCGAGGCUUCGACAAUGCCGGGUUUGUCAUGGGGACAUCAUCAUCAUUGUUCAACCAGUUCCUCUUACAGAUCAACUCCACCAGCCUUCCUGACUUCCUAAAGAAUGCAUUCACGGAUAUCCUGGAAGAGAUCGGAGAGGACGACGAAGAUAUUGCAGUCUACGCGCCGAAUCCCUUCUACCUCUGGGCGAAUUCCACAUCACCAUCUGCCGAUGAGACAGAACUGGACCUUGUGGACGGCGGAGAGGACCUCCAGAACAUCCCUCUGCACCCGCUGAUCCAGCCAGAGCGCCACGUGGAUGUCAUCUUCGCGAUAGAUUCCUCCGCUGACACCACCUACAACUGGCCGAACGGCACCUCCUUGGUCGCGACGUACGAGCGCAGCCAAAACACGACUGGAAUCGCCAAUGGGACCGCAUUCCCCGUUAUCCCCGACCAAAACACCUUCGUCAACGAAGGCCUCAACACGCGACCCACAUUUUUUGGAUGCGACGCGUCCAACACCACCGGAACUGCACCCCUGAUUGUUUACAUCCCCAACUUCCCGUACGUGGCUUACUCCAACGUGUCUACGUUUGAUCCCAGAUACCCCGAGUCCGAGAGAGACAGCAUCAUCCUCAACGGAUAUAAUGUGGCGACGAUGGGCAACGGCAGUCGCGAUAGUGACUGGUCAGCCUGCGUGGGCUGUGCCAUUCUCAGUCGGUCCUUCGAACGUACCAACACCGAGGUACCGGAUCUCUGCACCCAGUGUUUCCAGAGAUAUUGCUGGAACGGGACAACUAAUACUGCCACCCCAGAGACCUAUGAGCCGACGACUCUCUAUGAUAAUGGGGGCUAUGGUGUACUCCCCACUGUUCUUGCGAGUGUGCUUGCCGCUGCCGUGACUGUUUCUGCCCUGUUGUAA